CUCCGCCAAGGGGUACGGUGGGGGGGCAGCCCAGAGCCGCCGCUGCCGCCGCCGUCGCAGCCGCAAACGUCGCCAUGCCGGUGGACCUGGCCAAGUGGGACGGGCCCCUGAGCCUCGCCGAGGUGGAGCAGAGGCCGGCGCACCCUCUGAGGGUCAAGUAUGGCUCCGUGGAGAUCGACGAGCUGGGCAAGGUGCUCACGCCCACUCAGGUCCAGCAUCGCCCCACCAGUAUCGAGUGGGACGGCUGCGAUCCCCAGAAGCUUUACACUCUGGUUCUCACAGACCCUGAUGCGCCCAGUCGGAAGGACCCAAAGUUCAGGGAAUGGCAUCACUUCCUGGUGACCAACAUGAAAGGCAACAACGUGGGCAGCGGGACCGUGAUGUCGGAUUACGUUGGCUCGGGGCCUCCCAAGGGAACAGGGCUGCACCGCUAUGUGUGGCUGGUGUACGAGCAGCCGCAGCAGCUGGCCUGCAGCGAGCCCGUGCUGUCCAACCGCUCCGGGGACAAGCGCGGCAAGUUCAAGGUGGCCGCCUUCCGCAGCAAGUACGGGCUGGGGGCACCGGUGGCGGGCACCUGCUACCAGGCCGAGUGGGAUGACUACGUGCCCAAGCUCUACGAGCAGCUCUCGGGGAAGUAGGGCCCGAGGGACGCUGGAGCACCCGUGGGUGAGGGGGGCCGGGCACGGCGCUGUAGUUUUUGUUAAUGAGUUGAACCCCAGUGUCCCGCUCUGACCGCUGCAAAUGUCACUCUGUUGCUGUCCCUGCCCUGUGUCCCUGCAUCCAGGCCUGUGCUGGUGCCCGUGGAAUCCUAGUUAGAGAGCUGCUGAUGGGUGUCCUGGGAAGGGCCACUCCAUCCUAACUGACCUGCUUAAGGGAAUCAAAAGCCUUUGUGAAUUAGUGUCAAUUCAGGGGGUUUCUCCUGUCUUGGGAUGGCUUGAGGUGGCAGGGGUGUGGGUUCGUCACCACUUUGCAGCGGGUGCUGGCUGUGGAGCCUCCUUUUUCCAGGAGAGGAGAGGGCGGUCGAAGGGAAACUCCCUCCCCUUUUUUGUGUCUUUCCCCCCUCCUAUGUUUGGUCAGUGCCUCCACAUCACCACUACAGUAGUGAAGGUGCAGCUCAAGGGGGAGAGAGGAGCUGGCCUAGAGCACUUCCUUCUGUUCUCUGCUGCCACUCAAAGCUGAGACCACUUUGUUUUGUUCAGUCCUGUGGUGAUCUGCGCUCUGCUCCCAGUGCAAUUAAAAACUUCCCAAGGUA
Hirundo rustica (Barn swallow) is the source of this 1252-nucleotide messenger RNA. It is a transcript of the gene PEBP1, whose product is annotated as phosphatidylethanolamine binding protein 1. The record is from RefSeq and is a predicted model, not a curated record. The coding region runs from base 75 to 638 and encodes 187 amino acids. The transcript has 4 exons. Gene Ontology annotation, biological process: negative regulation of MAPK cascade. NCBI's taxonomy places the organism in Eukaryota, Metazoa, Chordata, Aves, Passeriformes, Hirundinidae.